Molecule: messenger RNA, 567 nt
Organism: Clonostachys rhizophaga
Lineage: Eukaryota; Fungi; Ascomycota; Sordariomycetes; Hypocreales; Bionectriaceae
Source: the annotation of a GenBank genome assembly
AUGGUUGCUAUUAAGAAUCUCAGCUUUGCAGCUGUCUUAUCUCUUGGCCUCGUCGCUCGCGGCCUUGCUGCUGAGGAUGAAGCUACUGAUCUUGCCUCCCGAGACGUGGAGCUUGAUGCUGACGCUGAGCUUGUAGUCCGCUUUUCAGAGCUUGAGCUCGAGGAGAGAGAUGAAGAGGGCGAGCUAGAGGCUCGAGACAUGCCCGACGAGGACUCUCUCUUUGCUCGUGGGGCUCAUCCGAAGCCAAAGCCUAAGCCUUCACCACGACCCAGGCCUUUACCACCUGGGCCCUCGCCGCCACCUGAGCUGCGACCCAGACCACCCAAGCGUCGAAGAGGUCUCACUUAUGACGGUGAAUAUCUCUUCGCUCGCGGGCGUGAGGGGUCUAAGCCUAGGCUAAAUCCUAAGCUAAACCCGAGGCCGAACCCGAAGCUGAACCCUAGGCCAAUCCCCAAGCCCCUACCGCCGCCACCUAGACCACCUAAGCACCGAAGAGGUCUUACGUAUGAUGAGUAUCUCUUCGCUCGUGGACGUGAUAAUCGCAAGGGCAAGGGCCGAAGGCCGUAA